UUAUUUUAAUACACGAGAUAUAUAAUAAUUUUCCGUUAACGUAAGCCAUCCAAAAUUUAAAAACCAUCAUGUCGGAGGAACCUUGAACCUACCCCAAAAUAAAGGCCAGGUACAAUUUUUGACACGAUCGUGCGAGACCACGUAACUAUACGUGGGGUCCACUAAAACCUAGGGAAAGCCGGGAAAUUCCAACUCCUCAGUCGCUUUGACUUUUAACCGUGAUUCCCUUUCCCCAGCAUCCGUGGCAUUUUCGUAAAUUAAUGAAACUAAUUUCUUCACAGCACACAACAACAUACUCCACCGUUCUUGCUGUAACUCCAAACUUACAGGCGAGAAUCCACCCCAUAAAGCACAGAUCAAAGUUUUGAUUUUUAAUGCUGGUGUUUCUUCAUUUGGUGGAAAGCUAAUGCUUUUUAUUAUUUUUCUCGUGUUUCCCAUUUCCGAUGUGUUGGAAAUGAUCUCAAUGAACAAGGACGGUAUUGGGGUUUCUAUUCAUCAGUGAUGUUUAUGGUGUACAUGGAAACAUAAGCGAAGGACCAUCAAGCGUGGCGUAAUGGGAAGAGUGCCAGGUUUUGACGAGGGAAGAUCUUCUGUGGUGUGAGAGGCUGAUCCUGUUGUCCACUAUCAAUGGCUUUCAUGAGAAGUACAUGAAUGUGGAGGUAUAUUCAGCAGACAAUGUCUUCAACAAUACAUUCAACUGACGAGGAGCACCAAACAAAGGAGAUGGACAUUAGAAGCCUGUCAUCCUCUCGCCGUCACCCUCAAAACGCGCCACAUAUACACAAGGUUGGAGUUCCGCCUAAGCAAAACCUCUUCAAAGAAUUCAAAGCUACUGUGAAAGAGACAUUAUUUGCAGAUGAUCCCCUGCGUCCUUUCAAGGACCAACCAGGAUCCAAAAAGUUCGUCAUGGGCAUGCAAACCCUCUUCCCUAUUCUUGAAUGGGGUAGAAGUUACAAUUUCACUAAAUUGCGAGGAGACAUCAUUGCUGGACUGACCAUUGCUAGUCUUUGCAUUCCUCAGGAUAUUGGGUAUGCAAAACUUGCAAAUUUGGAUCCCCAGUAUGGAUUGUACUCCAGCUUUGUUCCUCCAUUGAUCUACGCUUUCAUGGGUAGUUCUAGAGAUAUAGCAAUAGGACCAGUAGCCGUGGUUUCUCUCUUGCUGGGGACUCUGCUUCAGAAUGAAGUUGAUUACAAAGCAGAUGCAGAAGCAUAUCGGAGGCUGGCAUUCACAGCUACCUUUUUUGCAGGAAUCACCCAAGCGACACUUGGGUUUUUCAGGCUGGGCUUUUUGAUUGACUUCUUGUCACAUGCUGCUGUGGUUGGCUUCAUGGGCGGAGCUGCGAUUACAAUUGCUCUACAGCAGCUUAAGGGUCUUUUUGGAAUACAAAAUUUUACGAAGAAAACUGAUAUAGUUUCUGUAUUGCACUCAGUAUUUGGCGCAGCACACCAUGGAUGGAACUGGCGGACCAUAGUUAUUGGCAUAAGCUUUUUAGCUUUCCUCCUGGUUGCCAAGUACAUAGGAAAAAAGAACAAGAAAUUCUUCUGGGUCCCUGCAAUUGCACCACUUAUAUCUGUUGUUCUGUCCACCUUCUUUGUGUUUAUAACCCGUGCAGAUAAGCAUGGGGUUCAGAUUGUGAGACACAUAGAGAAAGGAAUAAAUCCCUCCUCUGUGAAGGAAAUAUAUUUCAGUGGUCAAUUUCUCCUAAAAGGUUUUAGGAUUGGUGUUGUGGCCGGAAUGAUAGCAUUAACGGAAGCUGUCGCUAUUGGAAGAACAUUUGCUUCCAUGAAAGAUUAUCAACUAGAUGGAAACAAAGAAAUGGUGGCACUAGGAACCAUGAACGUUGUUGGUUCAAUGACUUCUUGCUAUGUGGCAACAGGUUCAUUUUCUCGAUCAGCUGUAAAUUACAUGGCUGGCUGCCAAACCGCAGUUUCCAACAUUGUUAUGUCUUUCAUUGUAUUUCUGACCUUGCAAUUUAUUACACCACUUUUCAAGUAUACCCCAAACGCUAUUCUUGCCGCUAUUAUUAUAUCUGCUGUGCUUGGCCUAAUUGACUUUGAGGCAGCAAUUUUGAUAUGGAAAAUAGACAAAUUUGAUUUCAUUGCUUGCAUGGGAGCCUUCUUUGGUGUAGUUUUUUCUUCCGUGGAGAUAGGCCUCUUGAUUGCAGUCUCAAUAUCCUUUGCCAAAAUUCUCCUACAAGUUACCAGGCCCAGGACUGCAAUUCUUGGGAAGCUACCUGGAACAACUGUGUACAGAAACAUUCAACAGUAUCCAGGAGCAACCAAGGUUCAGGGUGUUUUGAUUGUUAGAGUUGAUUCUGCAAUUUACUUUUCCAACUCCAAUUACAUUAAGGAAAGGAUACUAAGAUGGUUGAUGGAUGAGGAAGAACAAUUAAAAUCAUCAUUUCAACCAAAAAUUCAGUUUUUGAUAGUGGAGAUGUCACCUGUUACUGAUAUUGACACCAGUGGAAUCCAUGCCUUGGAAGAGUUACACAAGAGUCUCCAUAAGAGAGAUGUUCAGGUAAAGAAUAACUUUUGCACUAGUGUAACCAUCUCACUUUUUUUUUUGUUCUUAAAACUGUUUUCCAAUCUUUCACAAGAGAUAAUCACAUGCAGAAUCAUAAAAAUAGAACAAAAAAAAAAAAAAGAAAAGAAAGCUUUUAGAUUAGCCAAAAAUGGCUUACCAGGAGUAAGUAACCCAAUGUCUGUUGGCGCAGCUUAUUCUGGCAAAUCCUGGACCUGUGGUGAUUGACAAGCUACAUGCCUCCCAUUUUGCAACUACAAUCGGCGAGGACAAAAUCUUCCUCACAGUUGCAGAUGCUGUGUCUGCAUGUUCUCCAAAAUUGGUCACAGAAGUUUGAGUAAAAUCUGAAUGAGGAUGGAUUGUGUGCAGUGUUCCAUGUAUAAUAUAGAGUAGGUUGGUGGUGGGGUUUCAUUAUCCUUGCUUCACGCCAAAACACAGGAAAAGGGAUAAGGCUAAAGGGGGAUAAAGGUUUUUUGUAUAUAUAAUAUAUAAAAAGAAGAAAAAACUACAGGAAAAGCCUUGAUACCUGUGAUUCCACAUUCCUUGCAUUAGAAGAAUGAUUUAUGCUAAUUAAUAUGUGCAUUUAAUUUUUAGCUGCUCCAA
This is a messenger RNA of Manihot esculenta (cassava), 3123 nucleotides long. RefSeq names its product sulfate transporter 1.3. The record is from RefSeq and is a predicted model, not a curated record. Gene Ontology annotation, molecular function: secondary active sulfate transmembrane transporter activity. Gene Ontology annotation, biological process: transmembrane transport. Gene Ontology annotation, cellular component: membrane. Bases 652 to 2748 code for a protein of 698 amino acids. NCBI's taxonomy places the organism in Eukaryota, Viridiplantae, Streptophyta, Magnoliopsida, Malpighiales, Euphorbiaceae. The transcript has 14 exons.